Dictyostelium discoideum AX4 is the source of this 1683-nucleotide messenger RNA. RefSeq names its product WD40 repeat-containing protein (gene wdr18). The transcript has 2 exons. The coding region runs from base 1 to 1683 and encodes 560 amino acids. Lineage: Eukaryota; Evosea; Eumycetozoa; Dictyosteliales; Dictyosteliaceae. The record is from RefSeq and is a predicted model, not a curated record.
AUGGGAUUUGUACCAAAAAAUAAAAGAGUUGUUAAAAUUAAACAUGUUAAAUUAAGUGAUGCAACAACAGAUGAACAACAACAUAAAAAGAAUACAACAUCAUUAUCAAAUAUUACAUCAGAGGUUAUUGCAAUUACAUCAAAAGAAGAUAGUUCAUUAUUUAUUUAUGAUUUAAGAAAUGGUAAUUUAAUAGCAACAUUUAAUAAUACAAAUAAUGAUACCAAUGGAUUUUGUACUAUUGGUAGUGAAUAUUUUGCAACUAGUCAAGCUAAUAAAGCAAUGAUUAAUAUUUACAAUUGGAAAAAGGAUCAACCAAUUUACAAGACCCCAAUUCAAGAGAAAUCAGGCCCAAUCUGUUGUUCAUCCGAUGGUAAUUAUCUAGUGAUGGGUAGUGCAAGUGGUAUGGUUUAUUUAUGGGAGGUUUCAACCGGUACCCUCUUGAGAAUGUGGGAGGCCCAUUAUAACAAGAUCUCAUGUAUCACAUUCACCAAAGAUGACUUUUACAUUAUAACGGCUGGUGACGAUGGUAUAAUCAAUUGUUGGAGUUUUGAACAAUGUUUAGAUAGAGACGUCAGUUUAUUACGUGCACGUAAUUCAUUCUCUGACCAUUCUUUAGGUAUCACCUCCAUCGUUUGCUCAUUCGGUGGUUGUAACAGUCGUUUAUUCUCAGUAUCUUUAGAUAGAACUUGUAAAAUUUGGGACCUUGUAACUGGUCGUUGUAUAAAUUCAAUUAUUUUCCCAACUUAUUUAACUUCAGUUUGUUUAGACUCAACUGAAACAACUUGUUAUGUUGGUGGUGGUGAUGGUAUAAUCUAUCAAACUGAUUUAAUUCAAUUAAAUCCACAAUCAAUUCAAUUAUUAAAUAUAAAUAAUAAUAAUAAUAAUAAUAAUAAUCAAAAUAAAAAUAAUAAAAAUAAUUCAUUGGCUGCACAAUCAUUUACAAAUGAAAAUGAAGUUGGAAAUAAGAGAAAAACAUUUAAUGGUCAUACUAAAGCAAUUACAUCAAUUUCAUUAUCAAUGGAUGGUAGUUUAUUAAUUUCAGGUUCAAUCGAUGGUAAUUGUAAUAUAUGGGAUACUUUCUCUCGUCAAAUAGUUAGAUCAAUUGCAAAUACAAUCAAAGGUAGUAUCUCCUCAUUAAGUGUAUUGAUGAAUCCAAUCGAUUCUUUAAAUUUCAAUGUUAAUGGUACUGCUGAAAAUAAUAAAAAAGCCUCUGAUCCAAUAGCUCCAUUUGAAAAAUACUCUUCAAAUAAUAUUGAACGUACAAGUGUACCAAUUAAAUUAAAGCAAAUCGAUGAUAAUGGAAAUAUUAAAAUUACAGUUUCAAAUUUACAAUCUAGAAUUGAAAAUACAAUAGUUUCAAAUGAACAAAUUACAAAUCAUACAAAUUUAGAAAAUAAUAAUAAAAUUAUAGAAUUAAAUAAAACUAUUCAAGAAUAUGAAAAAGAAAUUUUACAAUUUAAAAAACAAAUUCAAAAUUUACAAGAUAAUAAUAAUACACUUAAAUUAACUAAUGAUCAAUUAUCAAAACAAUUCGUUUUAUAUAAACAACAACAACAACAACCACAACAAUCACAACAACAAAAAUCAAAACCAGCUAAAAAACCAGCAAAAGAAAUUGAAGAAAAACCUGUUGUUGCUACUCAAGAAACAGUUUCAAAUAAAAAACAAAAAACAAAGAAAUAA